Molecule: messenger RNA, 1236 nt
Organism: Abrus precatorius (Indian licorice)
Lineage: Eukaryota; Viridiplantae; Streptophyta; Magnoliopsida; Fabales; Fabaceae
Product: jasmonate O-methyltransferase-like
Exons: 4
Coding region: 38-1144 (368 amino acids)
Biological process (GO): methylation
Molecular function (GO): S-adenosylmethionine-dependent methyltransferase activity
Source: RefSeq, a predicted model, not a curated record
UACCAUGACUUGAUAUUGCAAUCCAUUUCCAGUCAAUAUGGCAACGGCACGAGUCCUUCGCAUGAACGAAGGCACAGGAGAAACAAGCUAUGCAAACAACUCCUUCCUUCAGAGAAAACUGAUAAUUAAAGCGAUGCCCAUACUUGAAGAGAGUGUGAAAAGCAUGAUGUCAAAUACAGGCUUUAAAAGCUGUUGGAAAGUAGCAGAUUUAGGUUGCUCUUCAGGUCCAAAUUCACUAAUGGUUGUGUCUAAUAUCCUGAACAUCAUCGAUAAAACUAACUUGAGCUUAAACCAUGAGCCAUCAGUAUUACAAAUUUACCUCAAUGAUCUAUUUGGGAACGAUUUCAAUAACAUCAUCAAGUUACUCCCUGAUUUCUAUCAAAGUAUACACCAAGAAUUAAGAGGAGACAAUGUUGGAUGCUUUGUCAAUGCAACACCGGGAAGCUUUUAUGGAAGGCUCUUCCCGAAUGAUUACAUUCACUUCUUUCAUUCCUCCUGCAGUAUCCAAUGGCUAUCUCAGGCACCGAAAGAUUCAACUAAGAUAGCAGAGCCACUCAACAAGGGAAAUAUUUACGUAACAAAUAAAAGCCCGCAAUCAGCACACGAAGCGUACUUAAAGCAAUUUGAAAAAGAUUUCACAGUCUUUCUAGAAUCACGCUCGAAGGAACUAAAACGGGGUGGUAAUAUGGUUCUAACGUUCAUGGGCAGAGAAAAAGCAUGUGAAAUUUAUAAUCCUUGUGUGGUAAUUGGCACGUUACUGAAUGACAUGGUCCAAGAGGGUUUGGUUGAAGAGGAAAAGUUGGACUUCUUUGAUAUGCCUCUUUAUGGUCCAACUGCUGAGGAAGUAAAACAAGUGAUUGAGGCAGAAGGAUCUUUUACGCUUGAAAAAUUGAAGACUAUCAAAAUGGAUUGGGACGCAAACAUUCAAGAAGAUGUUGAUGACUUUGUUCUUGGUAGCAAAAUGAGAGGAGAGUUCAUAUCUAAGUACGUGAGAGCUGGUUUAGAACCUCUUUUAUCAGCUGAGUUUGGCGAAGAUAUCAUGGAUGAGUUGUUCUCACGGUUCAGAAACCUGCUUGCACAACUCAUUGAGUCCGAGACAUUGCAACAUACAAUGUUGGUAGUGUCAAUGACAAAAGACACAUGAAGAUGUCAUUGUAUUUCAGUCAAGAUAGUCUUUAAUGUGAAUCAGAAUAAUGAUAAUAGAUACUUGGUCUACUAAUAAAAUACCAUAAACUU